AUGGGAGUUCUCCGAGGGGAUGGGGUUCCCACAGCCGUUGCUUGGGCAAUAUCUGUAUCGCACUGGGGUAUUAGUUAUGAUGCGAACCCGGAGAGGGGCGGGGUUCUCCGGAUUGAUUACAAUAUGCGAAGUCUGGUUGAUUAUAAGGUGGUUUGUAUGGGUGAUGAGAUAACGGCCGAAUUGUCCUGUCUGUUGUGUAAGGGCGGCGCGUUCGGUAUCUGGCAUCGGCUGUUGUUGCAUAUUCGGGUGGUUGUUGUAUAUUCGGGUGGAUUUCUCUCUCGCGGUAGC
Molecule: messenger RNA, 288 nt
Organism: Anisakis simplex (herring worm)
Lineage: Eukaryota; Metazoa; Nematoda; Chromadorea; Rhabditida; Anisakidae
Source: the annotation of a GenBank genome assembly